Messenger RNA from Aspergillus oryzae RIB40, 1173 nucleotides. Its product is annotated as F-box protein. NCBI's taxonomy places the organism in Eukaryota, Fungi, Ascomycota, Eurotiomycetes, Eurotiales, Aspergillaceae. The transcript has 3 exons. The record is from RefSeq and is a predicted model, not a curated record. Gene Ontology annotation, molecular function: protein binding. Bases 1 to 1173 code for a protein of 390 amino acids.
AUGUUCUCACUAACAUCAUUGCCCAGUUCCGGUGUGCACUAUGUGGUACCAGCUUCAACAUCGCACGUAUCCGGACCAUCAAUGAGCCCUUUUCAGCGGCGUGGUCCAAUGAAGAUCCACAACAUUUUGUGUCUGCCCUCGACGAGGACGACGACAAGAAAUAUGGGGACUGUUCCACUGCAGAGACAGGCUGUGUCUGGGCUAUUCGCAAAUGAUGUUGUUCUACACUGGGAUAUUCCGGGGCCGACAUCUCUCUGGAGGAGAUGCGAGGCUGCCAGACUGGGCAGGGUCUGGUCCACAACGAUAGCGGAGACGAAGAGCCCUCGCCGGACGACCUGGAAUGUGAAAUUAACAGCGAUUAUUUCCUUUCGGGGCUUGUGGACUGUAUGCCGUUUCCUGAAGUCGGGGGUGCGGGAGUGUCGCCCGCAAGACAUCAGUAUGAUUGGAUUGAACCGGCGGACCCCUUUGAUGAUCUACCCGCUCCAGUACCGCGAGGAGCCCGAUCCAGCCGUCCAGAAAGCCGCUGAUGAAAACUGGGUCCAUAUAAGCGGUGAUGAAUGGCUCGCUGCGAAUCCGUUCUACGUGCCCAAGCUUCGGGAAAUCUUGGGGCGAGCAAUGGAUACUGGACCCUCAUUCAGCCCCCAGGAUGGCGCGUUUGAACCCCUUAUCUCCAUGGACAAGAAUACGAGUGACCCGUUCGCUCGAUUGCCCCAAGAAAUUCUAGAUAUGAUUAUAGACAACCUCUCUACGAAAGACAUUGCAUCCCUGCGCCUCGUCUCACGGAAAUUCUACCAGCUCCAUGUCUCACUCUGGUAUCGCCUUAUUCAAGAGGACAUGCCUUGGUUAUGGGAGGUUUGGUCAGAUGAGAAGCCCUACUUCUGGGCGACGGUCACUGAGGGGGAUAUACAGCAGAAUAAAGGGGAGACAAGGAUUGAGUUUGGCGAGGAGAAGAUCAUGACACAUACAAUAAAUGUUGAUGAGCAUUUGGCCAAAUGGGCAAUGCCGAUACCUGCACCUCGUCGAACGAAUUGGUUUCUCUUGUAUACGGAUGUUAAGCGGCAUUGGAGUAAAUUGAGAGGCCUGUGGAACCGACGAAGGAUAUGGAAUUAUCAGCAGGGGUUAAUUUCGUCGUUGAAGAUGCAUAUCCUGAGCAGUGAUGAUCAUACUGCGUGA